Pseudovirgaria hyperparasitica is the source of this 2360-nucleotide messenger RNA. RefSeq lists its product as uncharacterized. The record is from RefSeq and is a predicted model, not a curated record. The coding region runs from base 280 to 2157 and encodes 625 amino acids. Lineage: Eukaryota; Fungi; Ascomycota; Dothideomycetes; Acrospermales; Acrospermaceae. The transcript has 3 exons.
UUUCAGCAUCACUUGGAGUUCCAUCCGGUUCAAACCUAACACAAUUUCUGUGUCUUUACGCACUCAAAGGUCGCAAAUCAUGAGGUUGUUCAAACUGGUACCAUUUUUCUCAGAUUAUCGUAAAGGUUGCUGUUAGACCCUGAAUACCAUUCGGGAUGACAGCAACGUAUAACAAGGGCAUUUAUUCUUUCAACCUUUCAAUCAUGGGUCAAAGAGCCCUUCAUAGGACUAUUGUGGUGGUCUUUCAAGGUCUCGCCCUACCUAGUCGAGUAUGCGAGCAUGAAUAAGGCGUGUUCGUUCGGAUCAUUCACUUCUCUUCAUAUGAAACAAGCAUAUUCAGGAGGAAGAAUCCUCGUUCAAUUGUUACACGUGCUAUUGUUCAUCUUUAGCACAAUAAAUUUCUUUCUAUUCGCGUUCCAUUCAUCACAAGACCAGAUGAACAUCUAUAUAAGCCCCAUUUUUCAGCUAAGGUCAUCAUCUGUUCUUGCCCAUAUUCUUGCGACCUUUCUUGUGGCUACUUUGCGACAUACAUACCUUUCCUAUACACGUACGCUAUCUCGAAAUACCACUAAGCUUCAUCGUUCUGUAUUUUAUCCAUCACAGCACAUCGCAACGGAGAUGGCGCCGAAACGCACGCACUCGGCCACCAUAUCAGAUCCGAAUGACAUGAAGGUCGUAUCAAAUGACUCCAGCAGACAGAGAAGAGCUAGUAGUCAGGUUCCGAAAGUAAAGCUUCCGAGAAAGACCUCCGUUACCCAUAGUACAUCUAUGGCCGCAAAAGCGACUAUUAUAGAUAGAGAACGUGCCGCAGAAGCUGCAUCUGCAGAACAACCAAUGGAGCCGCCUCGACGAUUUACACGACAAAACUCAACAGUGAUUGGAGAUACCUUUGAGGGCGAGAACCGCAAAGUCGUACCAAAAGGUCAAGUCAUUGGUCAGAUCCCGAAACCGGCAGAUGUUCCUGAGGAAACCCAGGCUGAGGCGCUCAAAACGUCAACGAAAUUACCUCUCAUCGAAGAGGGGCAGCUAGAUGAUCUCGACCUAGUGUCUCCUCGUGGGACCUUCCAUGGCCGCGAUGAGGACGCUUCAGUUCGUCAAGCCCCUGGCGGGAUUGAUACACCGGAAUUUAUCGCACACGAUGCGAAAGUCCAGAUCGAGAAAAGUACAGUUACAGCUUCUAGAAAGCAAGCCUGUAGAUCCACGACUGGAGGACGGGUUCUGCGGUCUGAGAGUAAAGGAUUUGCCUCGUCUCAUGACUACGAGGCUGUGCUUGGUGAGAGCGAUUCAAGAAACACGAGCUCUGAUGAAGAGAGCUCCGAUCCGGAUGUGCAGCCCAAUGUAUGGACGGCUGAAAUCUCCGCUGAACAUGACAUGGCUGUACUAAAGGGUCUGGUACAGCGUCUAAACCAUGCGACUGCUGUGCUCGAUAAUCCUAAUAAGGUCAUAGCAGAGCUGGAACACAGGGUCAAAUCCCUCAAUCGGGAACUCGCAAAAAUCAGAACCGGUAAGGAGCUACAUGAAAAAGCACGCCGUAUAAUCAAGAGGAUGCGAAAAGCGCACGACAGCCAUACCAAAACCUUACGAGAUGGCUACGAAAGCCAAAUCAGAGAUUUGAAGAGAGAUUACGACCACAGUGAAAAAGAGUCGGGGAUGAACGAGGACGAACUGCUCCUGGCAAGAGUUAGAAUCGAGGAGCUAAACAAACAGCUCAAGCGCUACAAAUCAAGAUGUGAAGAACAAGCUGAUCAAAUCAAGUUCUAUGAACAAGCCAAGUCUUUGCCCAUGGCCAAUGAUGCGCCUUCGCUCGGACAAGAUACCACGCAGGCUGCAGAAUCGAUGGGUGAACCUGCCGGUAAAUCAAGUGGUAGCAACAGCGCGCCGCCCGUUGUUGAAAGUUCUAACGCCCUGGUCACGACGAGAAAGCGGAAGUCGAGUGACGGCUCGUCCGGAUUAGCAGGUGUGCUUGACGACGACGAUUCGUUUGGACUUUAUGAUGACCCUCCGCCGAUCAAAAAAGCCAAGAUUAGUGAAGAUACCAAGGCCCAUGGCAAGACUCUGGACCGAUCGACUGAGAACUUAGGACAAGGAGGAAAGACAACGAGGGUAGCUUGUGAGGAGACAGAUGUAUCGAACGAAGUUGGAAGUACUGCAGACUAGAGACUACAUAUAUGAAGAUUGUCUCGGGAAUUCAGGCAUCGGAUGUAGUAUGGACCGUGCAAGUCCGAAUCGUGAGCAUAAGUUUACAGCAAUGAGACGGAAGAGGAACUUUGUACGCAUAGAUUUCAUAUGUGUGCUGCACUGCACUUUCUCAUGUUGCGGUUCAUCGUCCGGACCGCAACUGGGUCCAGACACGCGGUGCC